GUGUGAUUUCGAUCAUGCCGUUUCCCAUAAGUUGUUGGGGAAAGGCUAUCCUAUUCACGGGAACGAUCACCCAUUUGGCCACAUAUUAUAACUGGUGUGCCAACCCUAUCGCGUGGUUGGACUUCACCUCCGAUGGCCAUAAAGUCAAUCAACACAUCCAACGACUGUCCCAAUACAAGGAUGAACUCAAAAGUAGGAUCAUUUGGGUCACUGAUAUAGCCCGACACGAGGAUAAACAGAAAUAUGCAUGCUGUGCAUUUCAAGACUAUAGAAAAAAGAUCUACGCGGAGGUCCCGAAGGCGUUGAGUUAUAUUAAGGCUUAUAUGGACAGGCUAUAUAAACUGUGCGAGAUGAUUUUCUGCAUUGAAUACCAGUACGAGUCUAAAGCCUGUGCCGAUACUGACAUAACGCCCACAAAUCGCGUACCGGAGCAUGACUGCCUGUCCAGUCCUAACUACGUUGAUAUUCCUGACUCACCCGAUGGUCAGACUAUUAGGCCUAUUGGCAAUGGGCGACCGGUUUGGGACGCGGAUGAUCACGAUAAUGAUGUUCCCAAAGUUGGUGUUCCCAAAGGAACCAUUAAAAGUAGACAUGGAUUUGGAAAGGGACUAUCAUGGUUAGGCAUACCCAAUGAUGGCAUAUUUAAAAAGGCUGGUAAGAAAAUUGGACAUAUAAUUGGCACCGGUAGUCAAGUGAUUUCAAAAUGGGAAAUGAGUGGACUAGCCCAGGCCCUGGAUGAUAGGUUUGCCAUGAUAGACAGAUUGGAUGAACCCUACUCAGGAGUUCCCAUGGAUUUAGGCGGACAUGUUCUGAGUUGUGCUGAAUUCAUAUACUCGGGGACAUAUUGCUUUUUCUAUAUCAUUCUCCGAUACCCACUGAAAAUCCUAUCGAAGGCCAUACUAUUGGUGGGAACGGUAACCCAUUUGGCCACAUAUGCCAACUGGUGUGCCAACCCUAUCGCGUGGUUGGACUACACGAGUGACGGGAGAAAAGUGAACAAUCAUAUGAAACAAUUGGCUCAUUAU
This is a messenger RNA of Oppiella nova, 1025 nucleotides long. The record is from the annotation of a GenBank genome assembly. Lineage: Eukaryota; Metazoa; Arthropoda; Arachnida; Sarcoptiformes; Oppiidae.